Messenger RNA from Moesziomyces antarcticus, 1122 nucleotides. Its product is annotated as isoprenoid biosynthesis-related protein. The transcript has a single exon. Gene Ontology annotation, biological process: trans, trans-farnesyl diphosphate biosynthetic process. Gene Ontology annotation, cellular component: cytoplasm. The record is from RefSeq and is a predicted model, not a curated record. NCBI's taxonomy places the organism in Eukaryota, Fungi, Basidiomycota, Ustilaginomycetes, Ustilaginales, Ustilaginaceae. Bases 1 to 1122 code for a protein of 373 amino acids. Gene Ontology annotation, molecular function: dimethylallyltranstransferase activity; (2E,6E)-farnesyl diphosphate synthase activity.
AUGUCUGCUCCUUCCGUCGACGCUCAGGUCCUGGCCGACAAGGCCCAGCUCAAGAUCCAGAAGCGCAAGCGCUUCGAGGCCGUCUUCCCGCUCCUCGUCGAGGAGCUCACCGCCUACCUCGCCUCGGAAAACAUGCCCGCAGAGGCCAUCGAGUGGUUCCGUCGCAACCUCGACUACAACACCCCCGGCGGCAAGCUCAACCGCGGCCUGUCGGUCGUAGACACCGUCGAGAUCCUCCUCUGCACCGAUGCGGCUACGGGCAGGCUCUCACGCGAGCUCACCGAGCCCGAGUACCUCAAGGCCGCCAUCCUCGGCUGGUGCAUCGAGCUCCUCCAGGCCUACUUCCUCGUCGCAGACGACAUGAUGGAUGCCAGCGUCACCCGUCGAGGCCACCCAUGCUGGUACCGCGUCGAGGGCGUCGGCAACAUCGCCAUCAACGACGCCUUUAUGCUCGAGGCCGCCAUCUACUUUUUGCUCAAGAAGCACUUCCGCUCCGAGCCCUACUACGGCAUGCUCCUCGAACUCUUCCACGACGUCACCUUCCAGACCGAACUCGGCCAGCUCAUCGACCUCAUCACCGCGCCCGAAGACGUCGUCGACCUCUCCAAGUUCUCGCUCACCAAGCACCACCUCAUCGUCGUCUACAAGACCGCCUUCUACUCCUUCUACCUCCCCGUCGCCCUCGCCAUGCGCAUGGCAGGCGUCACCGACGAGUCGCUCUACAAGCAGGCGCUCGACAUCCUCCUCCCCAUGGGCGAGUACUUCCAGGUCCAGGACGACUUCCUCGACUGCUACGGCACCCCGGAACAGAUCGGCAAGAUCGGCACCGACAUCUUUGACAACAAGUGCUCCUGGAACAUCAACGUCGCCCUCCAAAACGCAACGCCCGAACAGCGCCAGAUCCUCGACGACAACUACGGCAAGAAGGAUUCCGAGAGCGAAAAGCGCGUCAAGGACAUCUACAACCAGCCCAACAUCGACCUCCCCGCACGCUUCCACAAGUACGAGGCCGAGUCGUACCAGCAGAUCAACCACCUCAUCAACAGCCUCCCCGAGUCGCAGGGCCUCCGUCGCGACGUCUUCCGCUCCUUCCUCGAAAAGGUGUACAAGCGAUCCAAGUGA